Rotaria sp. Silwood2 is the source of this 608-nucleotide messenger RNA. The record is from the annotation of a GenBank genome assembly. Lineage: Eukaryota; Metazoa; Rotifera; Eurotatoria; Philodinida; Philodinidae.
AUGAAAAAUAUUCUUCAAACUUUUAUAUUAGGAAACAGUUCAAUAAGCCUGAUUAGUCUUAUUGUUGUUUUGAUUUACUUCACGAAAUAUCAAAGUCGUACUUCACUUAUACAACAAAAUGAACAAAUAAGACCACGAGGUGUUUUUGUUAUACUUAUUCGAAGUACAAAUCGAUCCGUUUUCCUCACAAUUAAUAUGAUACAUUCUGUUAUUCACUUUUAUCCAACUUCUAGUGGUUCUUUAUAUCCAUUUAUUAUAUUUCAUGAUGAAGCUUUUACUUCAGCUAUGCGUCAACAAAUAUUAUCUUGUGUACUUCGAACUAAUAAACAAAUACAAAUUUCAUUUGCACUUGUUAAUUUUCAAACUUCAGUAAAACCAAAUAAUUAUAUUUAUCGAUCUACAUAUUCGGAACCACUUGAUCCUAUGCAUCCUAUUUUACGACGUUUCAUUAAGAAAAAAACACUUAGCCGUUAUUGUAUUUAUAAUAAUUUCUUUGUUAUUCGUUUAAAAUGGUAUUAUGAAUCAGAGCAAAUUAAAAGUUUUGUUCAUGAAUUAAUUCAAGAUGAUUUAAUACUUCGAGAAUAUAUUGGUGAUGGAUGUAUUCAUUC